GUACAGGAGAGGAGAGGACACGCAGAGAGCAGACUAGUUGCUAGUGGACAGGGUAACAGCUGACAAAGCGCCAGUUAUGUCCUGGUUAAUGUUUACCCUGAGGACGAGCAGCUCAUGGCCCUGCAACCGUCUGUCCAGCCUGAGCAAUCUGCUGCUGUCUCCGCUCUCCAAGAACCACACGUCUAAAAUGUCGUCAGACUCCCACUGGCUCGCCCCUGCAGACCGGGAUCAGCAGGUGAGGGACCUCAGGGCCACAGGAUGGGUGGAGGUUGAGGACCGUGAUGCCAUCUUCAAAGAGCUUCACUUUAAAACCUUUAAUCAGGCAUUUGGCUUCAUGUCACGAGUGGCUCUACAGGCAGAGAAGAUGAACCAUCAUCCAGAAUGGUUCAACGUUUAUAAUAAGGUCCAAAUUACACUGACUACACAUGACUGUGGAGGACUGUCGAAACGGGACAUUAAAAUGGCCAAGUUUAUUGACAAAAUUGCACUUUCAAUGUAAUGUUUUUGCCUUUAAUCAGAAAAUUCACUUUGUUUUUCUGCUUUCAGUGACUGUUCUGCUCAGACAAAGAAGUAUUCCCCAUAAACAUGAUUGAAUUAAUUAAUUAAUUCUGUUGAUUCAUAGAACUGGGUUCAUUUUAAAUAAAAACUGUGAAAUGUUUUCUAUUUUUAUUGUUUUAUUUUGUUUGCAAUAUUUUUUGUAAAAGCUUUCUGUAAGAAUAAAACUUUGCUUUUGUGAACCUCUGUUGUCUCACCAGGCUUUGGAGAAAACCAUGCCCUUUGGUUAGGUUUCGGGGCUCCAUCACUAACUGA
Messenger RNA from Centropristis striata (black sea bass), 810 nucleotides. Its product is annotated as pterin-4-alpha-carbinolamine dehydratase 2-like. The transcript has 4 exons. Bases 77 to 499 code for a protein of 140 amino acids. Gene Ontology annotation, molecular function: 4-alpha-hydroxytetrahydrobiopterin dehydratase activity. Gene Ontology annotation, biological process: tetrahydrobiopterin biosynthetic process. NCBI's taxonomy places the organism in Eukaryota, Metazoa, Chordata, Actinopteri, Perciformes, Serranidae. The record is from RefSeq and is a predicted model, not a curated record.